AUGGGAGUCGUCACAGUUGUAACUGAUGGUUUUUACUCGAUCGGGACACAAAAUGGGCAUCGGCAAAGAUUCACUAGAAAUCAACUGGCUCCAUGUGGGGCUGAAUUCUUCUCAAGCAAUUCAAUUCCGGACGAGGAGACGUCGCUGAGAACUGCUGUUGGGGCAGCAUCGAUCUCUGGGAGCCAAGGUCACGCUCAUUGCUUAUGCCUGAGCGGAUGUACGACAAAU
Messenger RNA from Mesorhabditis belari, 228 nucleotides. The record is from the annotation of a GenBank genome assembly. NCBI's taxonomy places the organism in Eukaryota, Metazoa, Nematoda, Chromadorea, Rhabditida, Rhabditidae.